AUGAAGCCAUCAUCAUCUCUACUCAUUUCAAUGAUAAAGGAGCAUCUUGUAUCGCCCUACAUUUCUGAACAAGCAAAAAACAAUCUUCAAAAAUACAAACCUUCCACUCAACAAGAUUAUUCAAUAAUUUCCAAAUUGCUAAAUCCCUAUUGGAAUUAUGUUUCAAGUUUAAUACCAAAUUAUGUGGCCCCUAAUACAAUUACAUUGGUUGGGUUUAUAGCCGUUGUAGUGUCCUAUGUCAUGACUGUGACGGCUGUCCAUCAAAAUUGGAAUCUCAAAAAAAGUGGAGAGAUAUCGAAUGAACAAGAAGGAACGGGACUACCUUCAUACAUUUAUUUAAUUAAUGUAUUGACUUUGUUUUGGUAUCAAACAAUGGACGCCAUUGAUGGAAAGCAAGCACGAAAAACUGGAACUUCUUCUCCCUUAGGAGAGCUCUUUGAUCAUGGGUGUGACAGUAUUAAUUCAUUAAUGCAAACAGUAUUAGCUUUGGCGCCAUUACAAUUAUUAACUGCUAACGAAGAGCCAUGGAUUUCGUUUGUGACACUUGUAUGUGUCACUUGGAUGUUUUUCAUUUCGAUUUGGCAGCAAUUCUUUACCUCUGUUUUGAGUUUUCAGAAUUUUAGUGGUCCAACGGAAGGCCAAUUUGUGGUCAUGUUUGUGAAUGUGAUGGCCUUUAUAUUUGGUCCGAGACUAUUUAAUGAGAAUUUGUUCAGCAUUAUUUUGAAAGAUGUUUUUAGAGUGUCCAUCGAUGUCACUUCUUCUCCAACUCUCUUUGCAGUGUCACAUUCUCAAUGGCUCAAAUUGAAGUAUCUAGUAAUUAUGGGAAUUGUCAUUUCCACAGUUCCAAGUAUUUUUGGUAUUAUACAUUCUACCAUCAAGACAUUGAAUGAAUCAAAAGAUGUUGAAAAAGCAGAUAAUGAAGUUAGAAAAGAUAUCAAGACCCCAGUUUGGAAAUCAUUAUUUUCGUAUGGAUUUUUCUCAAUUUUAUUUAUUGCGUGGAUGUUAUUUUCAACAAUUUAUUCAUCGAAGAAGAGUUUACUUCAUUCUCAUCUCUUAUUAAUUUUGUAUAUUUAUGGCAUGUAUCAUGCUUACAUUGUGACAAGAUUCAUACUUGCUCGAGUUUGUGAUUUGGGAAUUCCAUUAUUCAUGAAUAUUCUCUUCAUGCUCGUGUUCGCUUUUGGAAACUCGUUGCUGGCAGGAUUUAAUGGCAAAGAGACUCUUGUGGAUGAAUCUGUAGUGUUAAUUGCUCUUGCUGUGAUCAUUACUUUAGCGUACCUUCACAUGGCUUGUAACAUCAUCAUGUCUCUCACUGAACAUUUAGGGAUUUAUUGUUUUAGUGUUGAAAAGAGAAUGUCGAACCACCACAAUGUCACGAAUUCUCCUAAUAAUAGCGAUAGUUGUGGCAGCAAAUAA
Messenger RNA from Naegleria fowleri, 1413 nucleotides. RefSeq lists its product as uncharacterized. The transcript has a single exon. Gene Ontology annotation, cellular component: membrane. The record is from RefSeq and is a predicted model, not a curated record. Bases 1 to 1413 code for a protein of 470 amino acids. NCBI's taxonomy places the organism in Eukaryota, Heterolobosea, Eutetramitea, Acrasida, Naegleriidae. Gene Ontology annotation, molecular function: phosphotransferase activity, for other substituted phosphate groups. Gene Ontology annotation, biological process: phospholipid biosynthetic process.